This is a messenger RNA of Penicillium verrucosum, 579 nucleotides long. RefSeq lists its product as uncharacterized. NCBI's taxonomy places the organism in Eukaryota, Fungi, Ascomycota, Eurotiomycetes, Eurotiales, Aspergillaceae. The record is from RefSeq and is a predicted model, not a curated record. The transcript has 2 exons. Bases 1 to 579 code for a protein of 192 amino acids.
AUGAUAAAGCGCAAUGUCCAUAAGAAUGAGUUGAAAAUCCUCGAUGUCCCCUCGAAGUGCGGCAUCCUUACCAAAGAGGACCUCGCGGUUGCUGAACUUCCUGAAGCAACUUCGCUUCACGACAAGCUCGCCACUCAAGAGUUCGGUACCAUCGAAGUGACCACUGCCUUUUGCAAGCGCGCCCCCAUUGCGCUACAGUUGACUUCACGCUUGGCGGAGACCGUGUUCUCGGAGGCCCUCGUUAGAGCGGAAGAGCUAGACGCACAUACCAAGACUACUGGAAAACCUGUCGGCCCACUUUACGGUAUCCCAAUUAGUUUGAAGGAAACCUUCAAUAUCAAUGAUGUGCCGACUUCUCUCGGAUUUGCAUCUUUCUUGGGUCACGAGGCCGUCACUCAGAACUCUGUCUUGGUCGAUAUCAUUAUGGAAACAGGCGUCAUUCUGUACGUGAAGACCAACAUGCCUCAGACAAUACCGACAGACUCGCACAACAAUGUUUUUGGACGUGUGCAGAACCCACACCGAAACACAACACCCUCACGGCCGGCGGCAGCAGUGGAGACGAAGCAGUUAUGGUAG